GAGACGCAGCAGAGCAUCACCGGACGCACGCGCCGAUAUACUCGUCACUUUGGAUGCAGUCAAGCUGCUCGUUCGUUUAACUAAACAACGGCCAAACUUGUCCGACACAAGGUCCCUCUUUCAUUCUCCCAGUUGGUCACAUUUUUCGGGGCUUGAUAUCGUGUAGUGCCAAAUGAGUCUGCGGUGCACAAAGCUGUGCAUAUAGUUUGUUCGAUAUUACACAAGUGGACAGAGAUUAUAUUGACGCCAUGGAACUACUCUUUCCCCUUCAGUGAGGAUAUAUACCACAAAGUGAAUCCAGCAGACGUGUAGAACCGCUAGCAGUGAUUUCGUUGACGGCGUGCUGGCCUAAACGAUGAUAACUUCUUUAGCUGAUUCCAUGGUGCUUUCAAAAAGUGAAGGACCCAAAAAGAUGACGGACUUGAAGACGGGCGUUGGGGGAUCGAAACCAUCGGGUUUCACCGUCAAAGACAUUCUCGAUUUACCUAACGUCAAAGCGGCCAGCUCCUCAACAGAAACGAUUUCAUCAUCGCCCGCAAAUGAAGCGAGUUUCCUCAACAGUCACUUGUUCUCGUCCACUUUUCAAAUGGUCGAAGAGAAUCAACUUCGACCUUACGGCAGUUCGUUCCCGCGCUACCACACGGCCGAUUACUCGAUUGGCUAUCCGACGGAUCUUCUCUACAGCCUGGCCGCUCGCUGGCCUACGUCGGCCAUAGCCAAUGCAAAUCGAAACCUAAGCAACUCAUUAGGGGAGGGAGUGGGAGGAAUAAAUGUGAUUCAGCAUUCAAAUGUUAAUUGUCAUUUGUUGGUCGAAUUAGGCUUAGGGCCAUUCGGGCUAGUGGCCCAUGCACAUCACCACCCACACGGCAGCGAAAGCUUGUCGCUGGCCUCCUCGCUGGCAGCCAGUAGUCGGUGGGAAUCGCGACUGGCCAAAAACGCCAGCCAUCACCACGUCACAAUGACGACGCCUCUGAGUCCCGACACGACUUGCUCGACGCCCAUCCAGGAGGGACACGCCAACGCCUGCAAAACGGACGGCCAGCACAACUCAUUGCAUUUGCGCCAGGACGACGCCUGCCCGGACAGCACCGACUGCAACAACGGCCUCAUGGAGGACGACAGUGACCUGGACGUUUUCAAUGCUAGUCACAGCAGCUGCGACGAUCUGCGCGACGACUCCCGCAUGCAAGACGACGGACUCAGCGAAAGUGACGCCGACGACGACGACGACGAAGACAACGACGACGACGACCAUCAGCGAAAGGCCCUGCUGAGGAGAAAGGAGUUGCCCGGCUCCAACCUGGGCCGAUCCAACAACCCUGCCGAUGGCCACCACCACCACCACCAGCAGCAGCAGCAGCAGAAUCAGCAGCAGGGCCUGAGUAAUAAGAAACGCAAGCGACGCGUCCUCUUCUCCAAAGCUCAAACUUACGAACUGGAGCGUCGAUUCCGCCAGCAGCGCUACUUGUCGGCCCCCGAACGGGAGCAUUUGGCCAACCUCAUCCACCUGACCCCGACGCAAGUCAAGAUCUGGUUCCAGAAUCACCGCUACAAGACCAAACGGGCCCGGCACGAGAAAAACGUCCAGGAUCUGCAGCAUCAUCAGUCAAUGGCACCGGCCCGCAGAGUGGCCGUCCCAGUUCUGGUCAGAAACGGGCGGACUUGCAUGGCCACCUCUUUGAGUCAUUCAAUGGCCUCCAACAGCGGCAGCGGUGCCGGUGCCUACAGCAUGGCCGGCCCUGCUGACAAAUCCGCCAGCGCUGUCCAAUCUCACGAAUUCCCAGGCUCGCUGACUAAUUCGGCAGCUGCGGCAGCUGCUUGCAUGAGCGCCAUCUCCUUUAAUAUGAAUGCCGGCCUAAACAUGGCCAGCGCAUUCGGUCUGAAUGGGCUGGCAGCAGUCAACGCGGCCGCUGAUCCGGCCGCUAUGCAACUGCAACCAGCAGCUUUGGCGGCCAACCAACAGAAUCUGCAUCCGACAGCGGCAGCAGCAGCAGCAGCAGCAACGCAUUCGAUGGCCGCUUUACCAACAGGCUCAAACAUUCCUCCCGGCUCAAACAUCCCUUUGAUGCAGGCCCACUCCCUGGCCUUUGUGCCGACACAGUCUCGCUGGUGGUGAUGCAAUGGUCCACAAGGAAAAAACAAAACCGUACACCUAUUAUAUAUAUUAUUAUUACUACUACUAAUAUCCCAGUUUUUGAUUCUUUCAAUUUUUAAAUACACGAGUAAUAAUUUCUGCCCCCCUCCGAUUUGUCACGAAAGUACCAAUACAAAUAUCGUAUCAUAAUGUUAAUAUUUCAAAAAGAAACAAAGGUUAUUGGCUUAGUGUAUAGCUUAUGUGCGAUCUCACUUUCAAACGUAUCGAUUCUAUAAUAUCUAUUCCGGUUGCUUUGAUUAGGCACAAAAUACCACCAAGUUAUCGCCGUACCGAAAAACUUUUAAUUCAAAUUUUUUUUUUUCGCGACUCAUUUUUCAUCUUCUUGUUAAAUCGCAUUUCUACUCAUUUCGGCACUUUUGUUUCUUUCGGAAUUUUUUUUUCAUUGAAUUUCAUUUUUUGAAAAUUUAGUACGUCAGUACCCAACACAAAUUCAUGUAACUUUGAUUCAUAUAAGAUGUAUUGUUUAUAAUAUAGUGUAAAUUCAUUGAAAAUCAAUGAGGAUGUUGAAUUAAACAUCUCCUACCCCAUAUAUAGGCCAUCACUUUGCUGUCGUAAAACCGUUCGAAUUUAUAUCAGUGGAUAAGUAAUAUUAUGAAAUGAUUUCCCGAGCGAAUGUCCUUAAUGAUGUGUGUGGGCUGUUUGUGGAAUCUGACACGUAA
Molecule: messenger RNA, 2814 nt
Organism: Daphnia pulicaria
Lineage: Eukaryota; Metazoa; Arthropoda; Branchiopoda; Diplostraca; Daphniidae
Exons: 4
Coding region: 356-2116 (586 amino acids)
Biological process (GO): regulation of transcription by RNA polymerase II; cell differentiation
Cellular component (GO): nucleus
Molecular function (GO): DNA-binding transcription factor activity, RNA polymerase II-specific; RNA polymerase II cis-regulatory region sequence-specific DNA binding
Source: RefSeq, a predicted model, not a curated record